AUGCAAUUCUCUACUGUCGCUACCAUUGCCACUGUCGCCGCUGUCGCCUCCGCCGCCGCUAACGUCACCACCGCUACCACCCACAAGGAUGUUACCACUUUAGUCACUAUCACUGACUGUGAAAACCACGUCUGUAAGGAAACUGUUUCCCCAGCUUUGGUCUCCACUGCCACUGUCACCGUUAACAACGAAGUCACUGAAUACACUACUUACUGUCCUUUGUCUACCACUGCUGCUCCAGCCAAGAACGUUACUUCUUCCGCUGCCGCUCCAGCUAAGAACACCACCACUACUGCUACCAAGACUAACACCAUCUCUUCUCACUUCUCUGGUGCUGCCGGUAAGGCUCUACCAGCUGCUGGUGCUUUGAUGGCCGGUGUUGCUGCUCUAUUGUUGUAA
Molecule: messenger RNA, 399 nt
Organism: Naumovozyma castellii
Lineage: Eukaryota; Fungi; Ascomycota; Saccharomycetes; Saccharomycetales; Saccharomycetaceae
Gene: CCW12
Product: Ccw12p
Exons: 1
Coding region: 1-399 (132 amino acids)
Source: RefSeq, a predicted model, not a curated record